Sinocyclocheilus grahami is the source of this 1560-nucleotide messenger RNA. Its product is annotated as putative per-hexamer repeat protein 5. Bases 1 to 1560 code for a protein of 519 amino acids. The transcript is spliced from 2 exons. The record is from RefSeq and is a predicted model, not a curated record. NCBI's taxonomy places the organism in Eukaryota, Metazoa, Chordata, Actinopteri, Cypriniformes, Cyprinidae.
AUGGCCAUGACAGGACAGUCAGAGAGUUCAGAGACAGCCACCAUGGCCAUAACAGGACAGGAAGAGAUUUCACAGGCGGCCUCCAUAGCCGUGACUGGACAGGAAGAGACUUCCUUGGCCGUGGCUGGACAGGCAGAGAGUUCACAGGCGGACACCGCUGCCUCUGGAGGAGCUGAAGCAGACGCCGCCACUUCAGGAGAUUCAGCUGCGCAAACUGCCACCUCAGGAGGAGCUGGACUCAGAAGAGUAAUUGGAACAAGAAACGACACUCCUGGCCAUGACGAGGGAACUGGAGUCACUGGAACAGGGAACGGCACUCCUGGCCGUGACGAGAGAACUGGAGUCAUUGGAACAGGGAACGGCACUCCUGGCCGUGACGAGAGAACUGGAGUCAUUGGAACAGGGAACGGCACUCCUGGCCGUGACGAGAGAACUGGAGUCAUUGGAACAGGGAACGGCACUCCUGGCCGUGACGAGAGAACUGGAGUCAUUGGAACAGGGAACGGCACUCCUGGCCGUGACGAGAGAACUGGAGUCAUUGGAACAGGGAACGGCACUCCUGGCCGUGACGAGAGAACUGGAGUCAUUGGAACAGGGAACGGCACUCCUGGCCGUGACGAGAGAACUGGAGUCAUUGGAACAGGGAACGGCACUCCUGGCCGUGACGAGAGAACUGGAGUCAUUGGAACAGGGAACGGCACUCCUGGCCGUGACGAGAGAACUGGAGUCAUUGGAACAGGGAACGGCACUCCUGGCCGUGACGAGAGAACUGGAGUCAUUGGAACAGGGAACGGCACUCCUGGCCGUGACGAGAGAACUGGAGUCAUUGGAACAGGGAACGGCACUCCUGGCCGUGACGAGAGAACUGGAGUCAUUGGAACAGGGAACGGCACUCCUGGCCGUGACGAGAGAACUGGAGUCAUUGGAACAGGGAACGGCACUCCUGGCCGUGACGAGAGAACUGGAGUCAUUGGAACAGGGAACGGCACUCCUGGCCGUGACGAGAGAACUGGAGUCAUUGGAACAGGGAACGGCACUCCUGGCCGUGACGAGAGAACUGGAGUCAUUGGAACAGGGAACGGCACUCCUGGCCGUGACGAGAGAACUGGAGUCAUUGGAACAGGGAACGGCACUCCUGGCCGUGACGAGAGAACUGGAGUCAUUGGAACAGGGAACGGCACUCCUGGCCGUGACGAGAGAACUGGAGUCAUUGGAACAGGGAACGGCACUCCUGGCCGUGACGAGAGAACUGGAGUCAUUGGAACAGGGAACGGCACUCCUGGCCGUGACGAGAGAACUGGAGUCAUUGGAACAGGGAACGGCACUCCUGGCCGUGACGAGAGAACUGGAGUCAUUGGAACAGGGAACGGCACUCCUGGCCGUGACGAGAGAACUGGAGUCAUUGGAACAGGGAACGGCACUCCUGGCCGUGACGAGAGAACUGGAGUCAUUGGAACAGGGAACGGCACUCCUGGCCGUGACGAGAGAACUGGAGUCAUUGGAACAGGGAACGGCACUCCUGGCCGUGUCCAGGGAACUGGAGUGGAUUCAAGGACUUGA